This is a messenger RNA of Eupeodes corollae, 1638 nucleotides long. RefSeq lists its product as uncharacterized. The record is from RefSeq and is a predicted model, not a curated record. The transcript has 2 exons. Bases 1 to 1638 code for a protein of 545 amino acids. NCBI's taxonomy places the organism in Eukaryota, Metazoa, Arthropoda, Insecta, Diptera, Syrphidae.
AUGACACUGCUGCGCAUCCAAUUGCUGGUUCUGGUAUCAACCUAUUUGGGUUCAAAUUCUACUUCGCAAAUACUUCUUGCAACAGCAAAAGAAAAAAUAUCCACUGCUACUGGUGACUUUAUUUUUAGAGCCCUCAUAGAUCAAGGGUCUCAAGUAACGUUCGUUACAGAAUAUUGUGUUCAAACAUUGGGACUCAAGAAAAAUCCUAUUCAUUGUGUUAUAGACGGUAUUGGCUCAAUGACUUCCGAUGAGUGUACAAAUUUUGUUGAGCUCAAGCUUAAUUCGUGCAUCAAUUCCAAAUUUACACUACUUGUAAAGGCUUUGGUUAUGACUUCAAUAAGUAAUUAUUUUCCUGUUGCAAAACUUAAUUCCUCAUUUUAUUUCGACAUUGGCAACCUAAUUUUGGCAGAUCCUCAGUUUGCAGAGCCUGGACGCAUAGAUAUACUUCUUGGUGCAGAUGUGUUAUAUGAAAUCAUUCUUGACGAUAUUAUCAAGACUACUUAUGGCCCAUUGGUACAUCAAACUCAAUUAGGUUGGAUCCUUUCAGGACCAAUUAAAAACUCGAAUCCUCAGAACAGAGAUGUUCAAAAUAUUUUGACUUUUCACACUCAGGUGAAUAUAGACAACACUCUUCGAAAAUUCUGGGAACUUGAAGAAGUAUCUUCAGAACGUGUGCAAACCACUGAAGAAAAAGCUUGUGAAAAAUAUUUCCAAGAAACACAUUAUCUUUCUUCUUCUGGAAGAUGUAUUGUGAGACUUCCAUUUAAGUCAAAAGUCUUAGAAUACAUUGAUCUUAACCACAUGGAACUCUCAUGUAAUCUUAAUGACCUUUCUGAGUCUGGCAACCUUUUUAUUCUUCCGCAUCACGGUGUUUGCAAAGAGAGCAGUUCUACCACCAAAUUGCGUGUAGUAUUUGAUGGCUCAUCAAAGCCUCCAUUUUCUAAGGCACUUAAUGAAGAAUUACUACCAGGUCCUAUUUUACAAAACGACUUAUCUUCUGUCAUAUUACAAUGGCGUGCUUUCUUCGUUGUUUUUACUUCGGAUAUAGAGAAAAUGUUUCGAAAAAUCCUGAUACAUCCUGAAGAAACUAAGUUUCAACAAAUUAUUUGGAGGGAUGACCCUGCUAAGCCUCUGCAGUUGUACAAACUUUUUACCGUUACCUAUGGUACAACGUGUGCACCAUUUUUAUCCAUACAAGUGCUACAGCAACUAGCUGAUGAUGAAGCUAGUAAAUAUCCAAUUGGAUCUGAGAUUCUUAAACGAGAUAUAUAUGUGGAUGAUAUUAUUUCUGGAGCUGAUGACAUAAACAAAGCUAAAAAGAUUCAAUUAGAGCUCCAAAAGAUUCUCACAUCUGGUGGAUUUAAAUUAAGAAAGUGGUCUUCAAACUCACCAGAACUUUUAUAUGAUCUACCAUCUGAAGAUUGUGAAAUAUCAUUUAAUUUUGACGGAAAUUCCGAUUCUUCGAUUAAGGCUCUUGGUCUAUUCUGGAACCCUCAUUGUGAUAACUUUUUCUUUAAAAUAACACUCCCAAUACGAAGUUCGCUUACAAAACGCACUCUAUUGUCUGAUGCUGCUAAGCUGUUUGAUCCACUUGGGUGGUUGGCCCAAGAGGUGGUGCGCUGGCAUAGGAUGGGAUGA